AUGCAGAAGACGGAAGAGAAAAGAGUAAAGGCAUCCUAUCAGGAAACUGAAGAUGUUGAGGUCUCUGUGGGUCUAAAGGUAGAGCCCGCGCGGAAUCCAUCCAUUCUUGACCGUUUCGUGGUCAGCGAGGCUUCGGGUCCCGCGUAUUUGAACCAAUUCGGCUGGGCUUUGGCAGCGUCCUGGACAGUAGUACCUUUUUUGCAAUAUCCAGGUAACUUCCGUCACACACCUGUGCAGGCCGCACCACCCCAACAAGAAGCAGACUCCUGUACGCGGUUCUGA
This is a messenger RNA of Necator americanus (New World hookworm), 282 nucleotides long. RefSeq lists its product as uncharacterized. The transcript is spliced from 4 exons. NCBI's taxonomy places the organism in Eukaryota, Metazoa, Nematoda, Chromadorea, Rhabditida, Ancylostomatidae. The coding region runs from base 1 to 282 and encodes 93 amino acids. The record is from RefSeq and is a predicted model, not a curated record.